Messenger RNA from Vollenhovia emeryi, 1931 nucleotides. RefSeq lists its product as uncharacterized. Gene Ontology annotation, cellular component: extrinsic component of mitochondrial inner membrane. The transcript has 2 exons. NCBI's taxonomy places the organism in Eukaryota, Metazoa, Arthropoda, Insecta, Hymenoptera, Formicidae. The coding region runs from base 252 to 1508 and encodes 418 amino acids. The record is from RefSeq and is a predicted model, not a curated record.
CUGUAACAUAAAGAAUAUUUACAUUUUAUAUAUUAGGUAAGUGACGUAAAGUAUAAACUUCCGGUAUCCUUUAUAAUACUUCGGAACACGUGCUCUUGAAAAGAAGGUUAAAAGCACGAGAAGAAAAUUCCCGAUUUACGCAUGCGCCACAAGGCACGACCACGAGAUCAAAACAUUCUACCGCUGCGCGUAUUUAUACUAAUUAUCGAACAAAGCCACGUCGUAUAACAUAACGAGACCGGUCAGAAGAAAUGGAAUCAGAGACGAGUAAUCAAGAUUAUGUCAACUACAACGACUUUUUCAACGCUACCGUGUGCCACGUUUGCAAACGGUUCGGCGAUGACGGCUCUUUGAUGAGGUGCAGUGGCUGCAAGUUGAUUUCCUAUUGCUCUCCGGAACAUCAGAAGCAACACCAAAUGGAGCAUGAAUCGGUAUGCAACGCUGUACUGGACGUGACGCAAACCAGCAACAUAAAACAGUAUGGUACAAGUUGGGUGGAGUUGUAUACAAAGAAGUGGGACUACAUUAAACUAGUGUCGGAGAAGUUAGGACGUCCCCUCGAGUUGUACGAGAACCAAAUGUUCCUGUUUCCAAGGGAGUGCGUCGUUUGCUAUAAACUGGACGGUCAGUCGCUGAAGAAUUGUAGAGAUUGUGCCGCCAGCUACUGUAAAGAUCACAUAUACGGUAUUGAGCAUAUGGAAAUUUGCGGGCCCCUUGGGUUAUGUUUUCGUUUAAAUCUACAGCGUAUAAGUGGGAAUUGCAAAGUGGAUCAUGCUUACAUUGCGUUUAUUUCCAACACGAAUACGUUUGAGAACACGAAGGACUUUAUAAAAACUUACUUGAAUACAUCAACUGACUCGGAAUGGUCCUGUGAUCUCCUAGAAGCCGCACAUUCGCCGUUUAUCACAGGUCCCUUAACUUUGUUUUAUGCUAUGCGAUUAUUAGAGUAUUUCCUAAAACGCAAAAAUCUAGUAGUUCACGUUGUUGGCGCGAAUAGUACAGAAACAGAUACCUUAAUAGGGUGGGGAGUUUUGCUGUAUUUAUUAAAAUUAUCAUCACUGACGAUUGUAAUGGUAGGGCCAGAAUUAAAUUGUACAUCCUAUGCGUUGCCCGAUUUCAUAUCGCAGCAGAAAAAAUGUUCGUUUGAGUUUCACGAUUCGUUGUACGAGAACUAUGUACGCAGCUCGUCGUUCGUGAAACCAGAUAUCGUCGUAGGUUUUGACGCGUAUAUUCAUCAGCAUGAACUUGAAUCCACUAAGGAAACGUGGGCGCCGUCCAUACGGCUGAUAGCGGAACAAAAUUGUCCGUUCGUUUUAACGUGCAGGCAUAAUCAACAGGAUUUAGAUGACCAGGCUGAAAGAAUUAAUACCAUCCUCAAUAGGAAGACAUAUUGUUUGUUCAGCGGAAAGAAUCCAUUUACUUGUUUAAGACCGAAUAGAGUUCCCACGACACAGAAAGUGAUGUAUGCGAAUAACUAUGUAAUUGUCUACCAGAAUCUUUGCCCGUAAGUAAAUGUAGUUCAAGCGACUAACAAACUGUCGGCUGUGUUGCCGAUAAACACGUAGCAUGCCGGAAACGAAGGAAAGUAAAAUCGAUUUUAACGUUUAACACACACAACGGAAACAUGUAGAAUGUUUAUAUGAAUAGUCAACGAAAAUCGCGGCGUUUCUGCACGAAACAAAGAGAUUUAGACCAGACGUUCCACAGGAAGCUUGCAUAUUCAUAAUCUCAAAAUUUUAGGAAUCAUUUUUUACACAUUGCAUUGUGGUAUAUUAUAAUUAGUAGUUUGUAAUGGAUUAUAGAUAUAACAACUGACACGAGGCGACGGUAACUUAGUCAUAAGUACAAUUAUGUGACAAAGACGGAAUUUUGCAUCAAUUGUUUGCAAUAAAGUUUUGUAUUUUCAUAAUAAAUAUUGGGCAUGUACGAAU